Messenger RNA from Penicillium canariense, 501 nucleotides. RefSeq names its product rhodopsin family protein. The coding region runs from base 1 to 501 and encodes 166 amino acids. Lineage: Eukaryota; Fungi; Ascomycota; Eurotiomycetes; Eurotiales; Aspergillaceae. The transcript has 6 exons. The record is from RefSeq and is a predicted model, not a curated record.
AUGGCAAUCUGUAUUACAUUUGGCACGCAUGGUGAGUUACAGUUCUGGUUGAAGCAGCUUCAGACAUCGGAGUGGGACUUGUCGUCAGGACUUGUCUCCGGUGUUUACCCUGGCGGGACCCAGUCCACCCCAUCUAUAUUACACCAGACUGACACGCGCACAGAGUUCACUUCCAUGCUGGAGGGCUACGAGAAUGUCCGAGCUUAUUGCUACAACUGCCAACACUGGAACGGACAUUGUCUGACACGAUGGCCAUUCUUUACUGUCUGCUUUGUUCCUUUGAUCCCACUUGCUAUGCACAAGUAUAAAGAAGUCACCUGCUAUACUUGCCGCUUCACUCAAGACCUACGGGACCGGCCUGACAUCACGCCGGACACAAGACCGCCCCCAAAUAUGCAAUGGGGGCCUCAACCUCCCCCUGGGGCUCAAUGGCAACAACCUCAACCGCAGCCGCCCCCACAGGCUCAUGGGGCCCAGCAGUUGCCCGAUGGCUACAAGUAA